Molecule: messenger RNA, 3261 nt
Organism: Chionomys nivalis (European snow vole)
Lineage: Eukaryota; Metazoa; Chordata; Mammalia; Rodentia; Cricetidae
Gene: Entrep3
Product: endosomal transmembrane epsin interactor 3
Exons: 12
Coding region: 533-2563 (676 amino acids)
Cellular component (GO): membrane
Source: RefSeq, a predicted model, not a curated record
CUGCCCUGCUGCAGCUGGAGGAGCUAAGGGAGCAGAGCGUGGUGGGGAGGGGAGCGGGGACCGCGACCCUGAAGCCAAUUUCCGCGGCCUCUCCCCACCAGGCGGCCCUGGAUCACCAAAGGCACCUCUAGUCCCUGCAUGCAGACCUUUCUCCUCUUUUGUAGACUUCCUUGCAUCCCUCUCGCCCUUGCCCUCCCCACCCUUCCCUGGGCUCCGGAACGCUACUCUAUCUUCAGUCUAGGAUCAGCCCUUCUCGGCACUUCUCUUCAUUAAGGAAAUGCAAUGAGCCGGUGCUCUGGCGUCCUCAUCGCUGCCCCGGGCACGGUACCCGUCUGGUGGUGGGGUGGGAGCCCCUCACUGUCCCUUCGUGACGCGCCUCCUUUGGGCCUUCCUCCAGCUGGUGUCCCUGGGGGAUGCCCCAGAGGACCUAGCCAGGAGGUGGGCUUUACAGCAAGGGCGCUGGAAAGGAUAAAGAACGGGGCCUUGGGCGCCUCUGAGAUGAUCCCAAGUAUCAAGGGGAACCGAGCGAGGUAUGGGCAACCGGGCGGCAGGCAUGAUGCCCUCGCCCAGUGACUCCAGCCGCUCGCUGACCAGCCGGCCCAGUACCCGGGGCCUUACCCACCUCCGCCUCCACCGACCCUGGCUGCAGGCCCUGCUCACGUUGGGGCUAGCCCAGGUGCUCUUAGGCAUCCUGGUGGUAACCUUCAGCAUGGUGGCCUCCUCUGUCACCACCACCGAGAGCAUCAAAAGGUCCUGCCCGUCUUGGGCUGGGUUCUCGCUGGCGUUCUCCGGGUUGGUUGGCAUUGUGUCCUGGAAGCGUCCAUUCACUCUAGUGAUCUCUUUCUUCUCUUUGCUAUCGGUGCUCUGUGUCAUGCUCAACAUGGCUGGCUCCGUUCUUUCCUGUAAGAAUGCCCAGCUGGCUCAGGACUUCCGAGAAUGCUCCACGGAAGGGAAGGUCUGUGUGUGCUGCCCCCCUAUUCCUCUACACAGACCCUGUCCAGAGUGGGGCCAGGAGCUGAAAGUUGCCCUUAACUCCACCUGCGAUGAAGCCCGCGGGGCCCUCAAGAACCUCCUCUUCAGUGUCUGUGGGCUCACCAUUUGUGCCGCAAUAAUCUGUACCCUCUCUGCUAUUGUCUGCUGUGUCCAGAUCUUCUCCCUGGACCUGGUGCACAUGCAGCUGGCCCCUGAACGCUCAGUCUCAGGCCCCCUAGGGCCCCUGGCUUGUACAUCUUCGCCUCCAGCUCCUCUCCUCCACACCAUGCUGGACUUGGAGGAGUUUGUCCCUCCCGUGCCCCCACCACCCUACUAUCCUCCAGAGUAUACCUGCAGCUCAGAAACAGAUGCACAAAGCAUCACCUACAAUGGCUCCAUGGAUAGCCCAGUGCCCUUGUACCCUACUGACUGCCCUCCUUCUUAUGAGGCCGUUAUGGGGCUACGAAGAGACAGCCAGGCCACUUUGUUUGAUCCUCAGCUUCAUGAUGGCUCCUGUGUCUGUGAGCGGGUGGCCUCCAUUGUAGAUGUGUCCAUGGACAGCGGGUCCCUGGUGUUGUCAGCCAUUGGCGACCUCCCUGGGGGCUCUAGCCCAUCAGAAGACUCAUGCCUGCUGGAACUCCAGGGCUCUGUGCGCUCCGUCGAUUAUGUGCUCUUCCGCUCCAUCCAGCGCAGCCGAGCAGGCUACUGCCUUAGCCUGGACUGCGGCCUGCGGGGCCCCUUUGAAGACAGCCCCUUGCCACGGCGGCCCCCACGGGCUGCCCGCUCCUAUUCCUGCUCAGCCCCCGAAGCCCCACCCCCACUGGGUGCCCCCACAGCUGCUCGCAGUUGCCACCGAUUGGAGGGCUGGCCGCCCUGGGUGGGACCUUGCUUCCCCGAGCUGAGACGGCGGGUUCCCAGAGGAGGCAGCCGCUCAGCUGCACCCCCUCCUGCCCGAGCUCCAACUCGACGCUUCAGCGAUAGCUCAGGUUCCCUCACCCCGCCCGGGCACCGGCCUCCUCACCGGACACCUCCCCCCCCACUGCUGCUGCCAAGGUCUCACAGCGACCCAGGCAUCACCACCUCCAGCGACACUGCUGACUUCAGGGACUUCUAUACCAAAGUGCUUGACGAAGAAGCCGCCUCUCUCUCCUCUGCAGACACAGGGCUCUGUUCUGAAGCCUGCCUUUUCCGCCUAGCCCGUUGCCCUUCCCCCAAGCUGCUACGUGCCCGCUCAGCUGAGAAACGCCGCCCAGUGCCCACUUUCCAGAAGGUGCCUCUGCCUUCAGGUCCUGCACCUGCCCACUCUCUAGGGGACCUGAAAGGAAGCUGGCCAGGCCGAGGCCUAGUCACUCGUUUCUUUCAGCUGUCCAGGAAGUCCCCAGAUCCCGCAGGAAAUGCAGCCCAUGGACAUAAACAGGUGCGCAGGAGCCCCUGGGGACGAUCAGGUCGGGAGAGCCUCCACCUUCGUAGCUGUGGUGAUUUGAGUUCUGGCUCCUCCUUAAGGCGACUCCUGUCAGGCCGCCGGCUGGAACACGGUGUGCGCCCACACAGCCUUAGCCUCAAUGGAGGCAGCCGAGAGACUGGGCUCUGAUUUGGGCUUAUACCAAUGACCAGAUCCAGACAAAUGCUGGAGCCACAGGCAUUGGCUGGUUGGGACCAGCAGCCCUGUGUACCCGCUGACUCAAAAAGAAACCUGCUGCCGGGCAGUGGUGGCGCACGCCUUUAAUCCCAGCACUUGGGAGGCAGAGGCAGGCGGAUUUCUGUGAGUUCGAGACCAGCCUGGUCUACAAGAGCUAGUUCCAGGACAGGCUCCAAAACCACAGAGAAACCCUGUCUCGAAAAACCAAAAAAAAAAAAAAAAAAAAGAAACCUGCUGUAUCCCCUCCAAGGCCUGCCUUUCCUGCCUGCCUGUGGGGCUCCUUCUGCUUGCCUAUGUCCCUAUGGGCAGCAGAGCUUCUGUCCCGUGCUGCAUGGGUGUUCAAGCUGCGGGAGGAGAUGCCGCUGCUUACAGCAUUGAUGGAGGAAACUUAGUGACGGUCCCCAGCAUGAGAAUGCCUCUUCCUGAUAGUCAGUGGCUGAGUGUUGGCGAUCAGGUAGAUUUGUGCCUUGCUAUGUGGUGGCGAGGACGGCUAGACGAGACAUGAAUCUAGGUGGCUUUUCAACUCUGCCAUCUCUAGCUGCAUGACCUCGGGCAAGUUAUUUAAUCUUAAUUGCCUGACCUGUGAAACAUUGUGAACAUGAAUGUUUGUAACACUGAGUAAGCCUUCAAUAAAUUUCAAUUUCUCCCUU